Molecule: messenger RNA, 432 nt
Organism: Paramecium tetraurelia
Lineage: Eukaryota; Ciliophora; Oligohymenophorea; Peniculida; Parameciidae
Exons: 1
Source: RefSeq, a predicted model, not a curated record
AUGGUGAUAUGCAACUGCUUUCAUUAAUUGUUGCAUAUCUAAAAGAAAGUAGAUAUUGAUGGAUAGAAGAUAAAAUAUGAUGAUUAGAACACAUACUAGAUAAUUUCAAAAUAAAUUGAAGUAGAGUCCUACAUUUUAUAAAUGAUAGGAUACGAUCUACAUAUCAUCGUCACGUAGGUAUACUUAUAAGAAGUAAAAACUAAAAUCGAUGUAAGUUAAGAGGAUAGUAAUUAAUUGAUUUAAUUUUCAUAGUAAUAUUUAUCAGAUUAUUCCUCUAUAAAUCAUGUUUAUAGUAUAAAUCAAAGAAAAUAAUUAAAGCUAAAAUUGAAUGUACUUUUCUCGUACUCUUUGUGCAAUAUAUAUGGCUAGCAAAUUAAUAAAAAUAACAAUAGAAGAUUUAUAGAAUGGGGAACAAUGGCAUUCUUUAUUUGA